ACAUAGCAUGGUGGGAGACAAGGCGAGAGGGGAGAUGAACGCUUUUCAGAGAAAUGAAUCCAAGGAAACUUUGUUCACUUUUAUUUCUGCAGGAGAUGAUCCCCCCAAAGGAGAUUUUCCUCUUCAGAAAAAAUCCCCGAAACUCUGUGGCUCCAACUACCCCUUGAGCAUUGCCUUCAUUGUUGUGAAUGAGUUCUGUGAGCGCUUCUCCUACUAUGGCAUGCGAGCUGUCCUGACACUCUAUUUCUUAAGUUACUUCCACUGGGAUGAGAACCUCUCCACUGCUGUGUACCAUGCCUUUUCUGCUCUGUGUUAUUUCACACCUGUCAUUGGAGCCAUCAUGGCAGACUCAUGGCUGGGGAAAUACAAGACAAUCAUCUACCUCUCCAUUGUGUAUGUUGUUGGCCAUCUGAUAAAGUCAGUCGGUGCCAUUCCAUCCAUGGGCAACCAGGCAGUUCAUGUGGUCCUGUCUAUGAUUGGUCUGUUUUUGAUCGCCCUUGGAACGGGAGGUAUCAAGCCCUGUGUCUCUGCAUUUGGUGGGGACCAGUUUGAAGAGGAACAUACCGCAGAGAGAAGCAAGUUUUUUUCCAUCUUCUAUUUAUCCAUUAAUGCUGGAAGUUUGAUCUCCACGUUUGUAACUCCUGUAUUAAGAGGGGAUGUGAAAUGUUUUGGAGAGGAUUGUUAUGCACUAGCUUUUGGUGUCCCAGCAGCACUGAUGGUGUUGGCACUUGUUGUGUUCAUUGCUGGAAGUGGACUGUACAAAAAAACACCACCACAAGGGAACGUCUUGCUGGACGUGUGCAAAUGCAUCGGUUUUGCUAUUAAAAAUCGGCUGAAAAACCGCUCCCGUGAGAUUCCAAAGAGAGAUCACUGGCUGGACUGGGCGUCAGAAAAAUACUCGAAACAGCUGAUUGCAGAGGUGAAAAUGGUGACACGUGUUCUCUUCCUCUUCAUACCACUGCCAAUGUUCUGGGCCCUGUUUGAUCAGCAGGGAUCCAGGUGGACUUUGCAAGCCACAAAAAUGAAUGCUGAUUUUGGAAUAUAUGUCCUUCAGCCUGACCAAAUGCAGUUCUUAAAUCCACUUCUUAUUCUUGUCUUCAUCCCAAUUUUUGACCUUGGGCUCUACCCCCUGAUAAACAUGUGCAAAUUUAAUUUCACACCUAUUAGGAAAAUGGCAACAGGUAUGAUCCUUGCAGGGCUGGCAUUUGGACUUGCAGCUGUUAUAGAAGUCAAAAUAAAUGAAACUGAUAUGCCUCGACUUGCCCCAGAAGAAAGUUUAAUUCGGGUCCUGAAUUUGGCAAAGGACCCUGUUCAAGUGACAAUCCAAGACAAGGACCUAUUUCAGCAGCCUGUGGAGGCUUUUCAGAACCCGGCUGAGUACUCAAAAUUAAUAUUGAAUGGAGAGCAACAGAGCCUUCGCUUCACCCUGCAACAUCAAGGAUUAUCUCUUGAUUUUAACUACACCUUGAAGGAAAAAUCAGUAUACAGCUUAAUUGUUUUUGAGGCAGAAGGAAGCCUAUCAAGCCGCUUAAUUACAGACUUGGAAGCAAAGCCCGAAAAUGGUUUGGCAGCUGUUAGAUUCAUUAACGGUUUGAGCCAAGAUGUCAACCUCACAAUUGAUAGUAAAAGGUUUAUUGCUGUUCAGAAAAACUACAGUGCUUCUGAGUACUCACUGCUGCAGAGGGAUAUAUAUAAUAGUGGAAAAUGCAUAACUGAAACAGGAGAGUUCCCCCUGGAGCUGGGGCUGAUUGACUUCGGUGCCUCAUACACCAUUGUGAUAACUAAUAUUUCUGGAGAUGCUGUUAAGAUAUGGAAGUCUGAAGACAUCCAAGCCAACAAUGUCCAUAUGGCUUGGCAGUUACCACAAUACUUAUUAAUAUCUGCUGGGGAGGUGAUGUUCUCCAUUACGGGUCUGGCCUUCUCCUAUUCUCAGUCUCCAGCCAGCAUGAAGUCGGUGCUGCAGGCAGGCUGGCUGCUCACGGUGGCUGUUGGGAAUACCCUUGUGCUCAUUGUUGCUGAGGCUGCACCAAUGGCACAGUGGGCUGAAUUUGUCUUGUUCACUGUUCUCCUCUUUGCUGUGUGCAUUAUUUUCUCCAUCAUGGGAUAUUUCUAUGUCAGUGUGGAUCCAGAGGACCUAGAAGAAAAGGAAGAGAAGAGAGAGACCUCAAGCAGAGGAAACAUGAUUGGUCUUGUUACUCAGAAAACAAAACUCUAA
Molecule: messenger RNA, 2215 nt
Organism: Acanthisitta chloris (rifleman)
Lineage: Eukaryota; Metazoa; Chordata; Aves; Passeriformes; Acanthisittidae
Gene: SLC15A2
Product: solute carrier family 15 (oligopeptide transporter), member 2
Exons: 22
Coding region: 8-2215 (735 amino acids)
Biological process (GO): transmembrane transport; oligopeptide transport
Cellular component (GO): membrane
Molecular function (GO): dipeptide transmembrane transporter activity
Source: RefSeq, a predicted model, not a curated record